Messenger RNA from Aspergillus ibericus CBS 121593, 1761 nucleotides. RefSeq lists its product as uncharacterized. The record is from RefSeq and is a predicted model, not a curated record. The transcript is spliced from 5 exons. Bases 1 to 1536 code for a protein of 511 amino acids. Lineage: Eukaryota; Fungi; Ascomycota; Eurotiomycetes; Eurotiales; Aspergillaceae.
AUGCGGUACGAAGACUGGGACGUGAUUCUCUUCCCUGAAUCAUCCAAGGUGCCCAUACAGGAAUUUAAGACGCAAUGUUUUGUCACCAAGGACAAAGAGUCGCCGUAUCUACAUAGUCCCGGUCUUGUCAGCCCGGCAUCUUGUUCCCUACCACAGAGUAAUGUGGGCCAAUUGCCAGUUCUCACUACGUUCGUCCCGAGCUUGCGUCAAAAUACCCCCUUUCGCGUGUCGGUUCAUAGUUGGCAAAAACCGACGCCGAGCCGGUUGAUGGAAAGUCUCCUGCAGCCAGACGACGCGGUGCUUUUUGAGGUGCGGAUCUUUAUCGACGGGCUAUGUGUAUCUGGCAGCGUCUUCCACCAGAGAUCAGGCUGGCCUCAUGUUAUCGACGUCGACAAAAGUGGCAAUCAGGAUAACCUCCGUUUCCCGCCCUUCCAUCAGGAGAUCCUGGAGCAGAGACACUGGGAUGCAGCCGAGCUGUACGGUCGAAUCAGAGUCGUGAUCGCUGAGGGCUUCUGUCGACCGCAUCGCUACCCGCCGUUUGAGAGAGUCAAGGAGAUCAUCGCAUUUGCCUUCCAGCAUGCCCCUCUGCAGGUUCUGGAGCAUUCAAAUAUUGCCUGGCCGAAUCCUACCAUGUGGACACGGGAGCCACGGCUCUUCAAAUACAACUCAGGCAUCGGUCCCAGCCUCGCCCCGGAGGAUUCCCACGCCCAUUCGCCUACUAAACAGGGUGCUCAGGGGCGGAUGAUAGCUUCCAGGAGCCAAAUUAGCAGCCAGUCAGGCAAUUCAUGGGCCUAUCGAAAUCUGCAGCGGCCGAUGCCUAUGCCUAUGCCUCUUCCCCAGUGGCAAAGCCAAUGCAUGCCAGAUCCUUUUACCGAUCCGAUUGCACGUCAUCGGGGUGCGAGAUCAUCCUGCGAGGAUGUCCCUAUGCCCGAUUAUGUCUCAAGCUCCGGCAGUAGUCGCGCUAUCUCCAGCAUGACGGGUAUUAGCUAUGAACACAGCAAACAUCCUAGCAUCGUAACCCCCGUGGACGACGAGUCAUACCGACAACUGAUUGAAGCUCUGAGCCCGCCAAAGCCGCUGACCCUAUUUGGUAUAUCCGCACCGACUAACACUCCUUCUGCCGCUUUACCUAUGGGUACCAAGCUUUCUGCAGCAGCCGAAGCGCGUUCUGCACCCUACACCAAAGGCAGCAGCCGAACAUCAAUUCUGAAGGAGGUUUCACUACCUGGAACUAGAGAGGUAUCCGGAUCCAGCGCUAAAUCCACCGUUCCUUCCGAAACAACCGCUGAGGGAACGACCACUAGCAAGAUUCAUGCUAGCCCUAGUCCACAUGUCAAGAGCAGAAAGGAGGGUAUGUCCCAAGCGAAUAAGGACAAUGAAACUUUGGGGGUUUCACCGCUUAAAGAGAGCGAGAAGAUCCCUCAGACGCCCUCCAGGCCAGCCGUGCGUACGAGCGCGAAUACGGAAACCCCAACUAGGUCCGACCGAAAGUUAUCUACAAGCUCUGUUCUUGGGGAGAGCUCCCCCAUUUCCUAGGGUGAAAUAGUGUGGCCUUUAUCACCCCAGGUUUUGUCCGUGGCGGGACUACAGGUCCAACAAGCUGGAAUUGAUGGCUUACUCCCCUGGUGCUAGAUCUCAGCUUGCAGGCUCGGUGUUGAAAGUCACUGGGAUCGAUUGAAGCAUUCUUACGUUAUUCAGAUAGGCGUCUCCUGUUCCCUGAUGCUUUCUUCCUUGCGCCCCCUGCCUCAGAUUCUCCUGCCC